UGACAACCUUGUGAUGUACAACAUGGUGCUUCAGAAUGGUGGAUGACGAACUCUAAGAACCCAGUGGGAGAUGACAAAUGCAAGGCUGGCCAAGACAGUGGAAGAGGGAGCUGCACACAAGAUGCACUUCUUGAGCUUCCUUCUUACCUUUGUCAUUGCAAUGACCCUGUCCAGUGCCCAGUGUUUUUAUGAAUCCAUCCCAGACAAGCAAGUAUCCAACGAAAAAGGCUGCUUUAGGGAUGGAGAGAUGCAUGACUUUGGUGUCUACUGGUACACCAAGGAUUGCUUACGCUGUUAUUGCACUCGAGAAGUAGUGUCCUGUUGCAACAUAGCACUCACCCCUGUUGGCUACGACCAAGAGAAAUGCGAGUCUGUUUUCGAUGUGGAAUCCUGCAGCUACCAGGUGAGGGGGAAAGUCAACCCUCUCCAGAAAUGUGAAGUUGAGAGCUGGGUGAUUUAA
This is a messenger RNA of Mauremys mutica (yellowpond turtle), 460 nucleotides long. RefSeq names its product beta-microseminoprotein-like. The record is from RefSeq and is a predicted model, not a curated record. Lineage: Eukaryota; Metazoa; Chordata; Testudines; Geoemydidae. The transcript is spliced from 4 exons. Bases 71 to 460 code for a protein of 129 amino acids.